GUGCUCUCUAGUCUUAACAAGGACAUUCAUAAAAUUAACACAAAAAACGCGAAAAACAAACGCAUUAAUGCAUAUGAAACGAUCAAUCGAUAAUUUGUGAUACACCUGAGAGGAUUGUGAUAUAGAACCUCAUUUAAAAAACUGUUAUGUGGAGAAAGGAGUGCGCGAUGCAUCCUGCCAGCAGGUGACCCUGCCGCCGCCAUCCGCGGACCAUGUCAUGGGACUCACUGGAGUCCCGAGACUUUCUUGGCGGAGCGCCAGCUCAUCAAUUAUCAGCAUCAAGACUGAUCAGCUCACCAGAUCCUCAACGACACCGUCUCGAUGACCCACCAGAGCUAUAUUCUUUCUCCGAAGAAUACCCCACGGAGGUCCGCAACGGGCGAUGGGGCGCGCGCUUCGGGCCCGCGCACCGCCCCUCCGCGGGGUGGCUGGAGUGCUUCCGGAUUGUGAGGUCCAGGAUAGACCAGUAUCUGGCGAGGCGAAAGAUCGAGCGUGGUGUAAGACUAUAUAGUCAGAAUGAGCAACGCCAAGCGGUUAAGAUAUGGCUGUCCGCGCUGCGCGGCGUCAGACAUAGGAGCGAUAAGUUCGCACUACUUGGCCAUUUAUAUCAGGCUUUUAUGGACUUCGGCAAGUAUAGAGAAUCGUUGGAAUUCGCGAAUCGUCAACUAGGCAUAUCAGAAGAAUUGGAUUCAGCUCCAAUGAGGGCUGAGUCCUAUCUAAAUUUAGCAAGAGCACAUCAAACUUUAGGAGGAUUGGACAGAGCACUAUCCUACGCUCGUCAUGCGCUAUACAAUGACUGUGGCGGAGGCUCCACGGCUGGCUGUGUGCACCUCACGGUGGCCAGCGUUAGUUUGGAACUUGGCGCGUUUUCGAAGGCAAUGGAUAGUUUUCAGAAGGCUCUGGCGGUUGCUCAGGCGCAGAAUGACAAUACGCUGUUGCUGCAGGUAUACGUAGGUCUCUCAGAGCUGUGGCGGCGGCUCCGCGACACGGAGCGCGCGGUGGCGUGCGCGGCGCGCGCGUGCGACCUCGGCCGCGGGCCGCGCUCGACUGACCUCAACACGCGGCACCACCGCGUGGCGCUGCUGCAGAUGGCGGCCGCGCUGCGCGCCCGCGGCGAACUGGGAGACGCAUACGAUUAUUGUAAUGAAGCCUUGCGUUUAUCGACCGUGGCUGGCGAUCAAGGAAGCUUUGCCCGCGCAGUUAGAAUAGCCGGCGACGUUUAUCGACGGAAAUGUGACUUUAAUAAAGCUUUAAGACAUUACGAAGUAGCAAUGGGCGCGGGCCAGUCGCUGGGGGACCGCUUGGCGCAAAUGGAGGCGAUGGACGGCGCCGCGCGCUGCCUGGAGGCGCUGCGCGUGCAGGGCCGCAUCUGCAACUGCCGGCCGCUGGAGUUCAACACGAGGCUGCUGGAGGUCGCCACCUCCGUGGGCUCCAAGAUGCUAGUCCGGCGCGUGCGGCUGCGCCUCGCGGACAUAUACACGGCGCUCGGCGACAACAACGCGGCGGCGCGCCAGCGCAAGGCGGCCGCCGCGUGGGCCGCGCCCGCCUGCGCCAAGUGCCGCGAGCCGCUCGCCGACCGCGCCGAGCCGCUCGCCUCGCUGCCCUGCGCGCACAUCGUGCACCACGCCUGCAUGCCGGAGUCGUGGUCGCGUCGCUCGACGCUGCGCGCGGGCGGCGAGUGCGCGGAGUGCGCGUCGCCGCGCGCGCCCCGCGACCCGCCCCCCGCGCCUCCCGCGCCCCCCGCGCCGCGCCACCUGCCCGCGCAGGAUUUCCCCUUCGGCUCCCCCCCUCCCCUCCGUGAUCCAGACUUAAAUUCCGUGAGAUCAGAUCAAAGCAGUCAAGAAGAAAGCGUCUAG
Messenger RNA from Zerene cesonia (dogface butterfly), 1856 nucleotides. Its product is annotated as 43 kDa receptor-associated protein of the synapse homolog. The coding region runs from base 213 to 1856 and encodes 547 amino acids. The transcript has 13 exons. The record is from RefSeq and is a predicted model, not a curated record. Gene Ontology annotation, molecular function: protein-membrane adaptor activity; acetylcholine receptor binding. Lineage: Eukaryota; Metazoa; Arthropoda; Insecta; Lepidoptera; Pieridae. Gene Ontology annotation, biological process: chemical synaptic transmission.